AUGGCUCAACCUCCACCAGACCUCAAAAUCCCCUCUUCAACCACCACAGUCAACAUCCGUAUAAUUGACACCACAAGCCGCAUUUCCGGCAUCCCCCUCGAGGGUUUCGUAUCACCCGCAAUCAAAGGCCACACUCUUCUCACAGCAGCCCCCGCAUUCUCCUUCUUAAUCGAGCACCCCUCAAACCGUAAGCUGCUCUUCGAUCUCGGCGACCCAUCGACCUUUGACUCUCACACCGCACUCAUCGUAGGACCCGGUUUCAAAGACGCUUUCACGCCAGGCUAUCCAGCCAAUGAAGAAUCUCCUAUCCGCGAAAGCGAUUAUAAAAACCGAGAACUGCGCGAGAUUUCUUUCGACCAAGGUUUGAAAAUUGGACGUUUUAACGCUUUUGAUUAUUUCGGCGACGGGUCGUUUUAUUUACUGGAUAGUCCGGGUCAUGCUAUUGGACAUGUCUGUGGACUUGCUCGCGUCACAGCGAAUACCUUUAUUUUCAUGGGAGGUGAUGCGUGCCACCAUGCUGGAGAAUUCCGACCUUCGCAAUACCUACCUCUUCCCUCAUCCAUUUCACCCAACCCUCUCAGCCUCGGCAGCAGCACUCCCUGUCCUGGCUCUCUGUUUGAGGAUUUGUAUAGAGAUGGCGACGGCACGAAGCCGUUCUAUACUAUUGCGAAAGGAGGGGGCGCUAUAGCGCAUGAUGCAGAUGAAGCGGAGAGGACAAUUGGGAAAGUCAUGGAAGCGGAUGCGAGGGAUGAGGUAUUGGUUGUCAUGGCACAUGAUGAUACUUUGUUGGAUGUUGUGGAUUUCUUCCCGAAGUAUGCGAAUGAUUUUAAAGAGAAGGGUUGGGUGGAGAAGGGGAGAUGGUUAUUUUUGAAAGAUUUUGCGGGGGCUGUCAAGAGCUAA
Lachnellula hyalina is the source of this 900-nucleotide messenger RNA. RefSeq names its product Cytochrome P450 monooxygenase. Lineage: Eukaryota; Fungi; Ascomycota; Leotiomycetes; Helotiales; Lachnaceae. The record is from RefSeq and is a predicted model, not a curated record. The transcript has a single exon. The coding region runs from base 1 to 900 and encodes 299 amino acids.